UCUAAUAAGUAAAAGGGGAAUACGCUCAGCGCUCAGACGUCCACGUCGGAUGAAAUAAUCAGCCAAUCCCGUUGCAUCUUUCGUCCACGUCUUUGCUACGUUGGGCUUCAUUACGAUGGGCUUCGUUGUUAUGUUUUAUUUUUGUUAUGUACCUGGCCCAUAAGCCCAUAAGCUUGGCCAAACGGAGAACACCGUAUCGAGCCUCCACGAACCCUAGCCUUAUUUCUCUUACGCAGACCGCAUCGAGCCUCGACGAACCUCGACGAACCCUAACUUCAUUCUCCCUUGCGCAGACAAAUAUCUCAUCCCUUUCGUCUUUCCCACUUCUUCCGUUUAACGGUUUCGUCUGUUCAUUCACUCCUUCAUCAAAUCCUCAUUAACCUCCAUUAAUGGAUCCCUUUCGCAUCCCUCACUCUGAUUUCUUUUAUAACCCCAAUCAUCCCACCAGUUUGAUUCCCCGCAAAACUAUCUUCUCUCCCGAUGAAUUCCAACAGCAAAAACUCCGCAUCCGGCGAUCUUAUCUCCAAGAAACCUAACGGGAAGGACGUUGUCUCCUCCGCCGCACCGGUCAAACCCUCCGCCGCAUCGAUGAAACCCUCCGCCGCGGCGAUGAAAAUCUCCGCCGCACCGACGAUCCCCUUCGCCGCAUCGAUGAAACCUAUUGGCCAAUCCGGUGUCUCCGGUGAUUCCUCUUCGACAAAACGUCACGGCAAGGCCGUUGUCUGCUCCGAUGUCCCCUCUGACAACAGCGAUCGCGUCGUGUUCUUCAAAGAUGUGACGUUUGGACCACAAGAACACGAGUUGAGAUUUCGACUGAUCCAUUUUUGGGAGGCAAAACACGCAUUCUCGAAGAUACUUAUGGGUCUAGAGAUGCUUCUGGUCGACGCAGAGGGCACUGUGAUUCAGGGAUUCAUCCCACCAUCAAGGAUGGACACUUAUCUACGACACAUGAAGCCCGGUUCCACCUACAGACUUACCAAUUUUUUUGGUUCUAAGACCAAGAAGGUGUACCGGGUUGCUGAUCCAGACGUGACCAUUGCGUUCUCAUGGAAGUCUGUCCUCUCCGAUCUCACAGACACUUCGGCUUGGUUUCCUGAAGACCGUUUUCGUUUCCAUGGUUAUGAACAGUUCGAAGCGGCCUGUGACCUCAAAGGGGAUCUGUAUGAUUUUAUUGGUCAUAUCAAAUUGGUGAAUGAGCAGGCUCUUAACGAGAGUUUUGUGCUUGAUGAAGUCGAGAUAGCUUCUGAUCGGCGAAUUUUGGUUCAUGUUCAGACACAUGAUGGUCCUGUGAUGAAGCUCUACAUAUGGGACAAGGUAGCAACAGCCUUUUGCGAGAAGUUUAGAUCGCUUGGAAAACCUCCGAGUGUUAUCAUGGUGACAACUGUGAAUCCUAAGCGUUUAGGAGGUGCUUUGUCUCUGUCAUCUCUAUCAUCUUCACGGGUUUUUUUUGAUACGGAUGUUCAUCAAACCAGGGAGUAUCUGGCUUGGUAUGUAUUCAUCUAUAUAUUUGCACCGUUUACGUUAAUCUACCGACUGUGUUGCUUAUUUUGUUUUUUGAACAUUUCUAGGCUUGAAUCAAACUCGGAAGUUGCUAAUAGAGUUAAUGCUGAGAUUGUCACCAAGGCUGAGACAGCUACAAUCGGUGAGCUACUCACUUACAUGAAGCAGGAAGGAGCGAAGGUUGCUUGGUUCGAGUGUACGGCCACCAUUGAUGAUGUUGUGCGUGGCUCAGCUUGGUACUACAUUGCUUGUGGUGGAUGCAAGACUAAAGCUACUAAAGGACCUACCACGCUUAUGUGUAGGAAGUGUGGAAAGACUGAGAUUACUGGUGCUGCAGAGUAUCUCAGCAAGCUAUCUGUCUAUGACAACAAUGAUCAUGCGAGCUUUGUACUUCUCGGUGACGCUGGGUUUGAGUUAACUGGGAAGAAAGCAUCUGUAUUGGUUGAGAGUUACUAUGAGGCUAAUGAGGGAUCAGGAGAUGAUCAUGUAGUCCCGGUGCCUCAAGUCCUUAUUGACACCAUCGGACAGAAACGCACGUUCGUUAUCAAAAUAUCAAAGCACAACUUGGAAGGCAAGACUCAAGCUUUGACUGUCACCAAGGUACUCCCUCUCGAGGUUCCAGCACUUGGAUACGAUUUAGCCGCCGACGUGGUUGUCUCUCCUACUGCAGAUGAGGGGGUGAAAAGAGGUGCUGAUAUGAUUGUGUCAGAUGAUGCUAAGCGUGCAAAAAGUGGCUAAUAUGUUUUGUGUACUUCGGUUGUGUUUGAAGAACGACUAUCUGUUUGUUCUUUUGCUUCUGGUUUUGUUUUUUCUUUGUUGAAAUAUUAUGAUUUGGUUCGUUUGCUUCAGUUUUGUGUUGACAUUAUUUAUAUAUCGUAUUUUCUAUUUGGAUAAUUUUUGCUUCGUUGGUUCAUUUGUUUAUGUUGAGGUUUACCCUUUUUUAAGUUGCUAAAAUUUAUACAGUAUUUUUAUUUUUAGUAAUAAUUAUGUUGUUUAUUUUAAAAUAGUAAGGGACAAAUAAAAACUUGAAAAAAUUAUUUUACUUUUAUAUAUUUCUUCCAUAUAUAUUUAUAAAAUUAUCUCUUAUUUGUAUGUAAUAAAAAUUAGGGAACUGAGAUAAUUGAAUUAUACAUGAUUUAUAGUAAACUUUAGAGUAGACUUUCUCUAUUAUAACAUAUAUGAUUUAAAAAAUAAGAAAGGUACAAAUUCUCCUAUUUAAUUAUUUGAUAUUAAAACUACGAAUACUACGUAAGUAAUCAUCAUUACACUAUUAAAUCACUAAACGACUAAUUACUUCAACUCUUGCUAGAAUCCAAAAAUGAUUUUAUUUGCCGAACACAAAAAAUGUUGGCGCAAGGGGUCGAACCCUGAAUAAUGAGCAUAUACAAAGGAUGCUCUACCACCGGACUAAAUACACACUUUGGGAAUCUGAUCAAGACAAAAAAACAUUUACUUUACAUUUUUUUGGCAGGAACUCAAUUUAUUAAUUAGUUCUUUUAAAAAUAAGUUUCAUUAAAUAACGGAAAACAAUAUGUUCCUUUAGAAAGUAUUUAUAUAUGUUUAAUCUUAUAUAUAUAUAUAUAUAAUUGAAAGGACAUAGAGUACGUGUUAAUAGAGUCACCAGAUCAUUCUUGCGUCAUUAAUCAUGCGAAGGGAAAGGCAUCGGUUACUUAUUUUUUGUGUUUUUAUAUUUAUUGACGUGCUCCCCAAGAAAAAUUAGUCACAUAAUUGGCUAAAACCAAGUGCUUAUUUUUCUGGAUAUUAACUAAGGUUUAGGAAAUUUCUUAAUACAUAUUAAAUAUAAUGAUAUUUGUAUAAACCCGGGCGUAGCCCGGGCAAAAUAUC
Brassica napus (rape) is the source of this 3345-nucleotide messenger RNA. RefSeq lists its product as uncharacterized. Gene Ontology annotation, molecular function: DNA binding. Gene Ontology annotation, biological process: DNA repair; DNA replication; DNA recombination. NCBI's taxonomy places the organism in Eukaryota, Viridiplantae, Streptophyta, Magnoliopsida, Brassicales, Brassicaceae. The transcript is spliced from 8 exons. The record is from RefSeq and is a predicted model, not a curated record. The coding region runs from base 481 to 2238 and encodes 585 amino acids. Gene Ontology annotation, cellular component: nucleus.